AACACAUCCACCCCGUCGAAACCAUUCUAUUCAUAGUAUCAGCAGUUGCGAUGUGAAGAUUGUUACGUUGUAAUUUCAAAAAGGCGGAGGAUUUAUCUUUAUUUGCUCAUUUACUCUUAAGGACACAUCCGGUAUUUAUUCAGAACAUGACUACCCUUACGUAAAUGAUACUGGGAUGUCGAUGAGGUAUUGGGAUAUUUGCACAGUUGGCAAAUUAUCCAACCCAUCACUGGUGUAGCUGUUAACAUGGCAACCAGUGCGGUCCCUAGCGACAACCUCCCCACAUAUAAAUUGGUGGUUGUGGGAGAUGGAGGCGUGGGAAAGAGUGCUCUCACCAUCCAGUUUUUCCAGAAGAUUUUUGUGCCAGAUUAUGAUCCUACUAUUGAAGACUCCUACUUGAAACACACAGAGAUCGAUGGCCAGUGGGCUAUUUUGGACGUUCUAGACACAGCGGGUCAAGAGGAAUUCAGUGCCAUGCGAGAGCAAUACAUGAGGACCGGUGAUGGUUUCCUCAUUGUGUUCUCUGUGACGGACAAGGCCAGUUUUGAACAUGUCGAUCGAUUUCACCAGCUCAUCCUACGAGUGAAAGACCGUGAGUCAUUUCCAAUAGUUUUGGUGGCUAACAAAGUUGACCUGGUUCAUCUGAGGAAAGUGACAAAUGAACAGGGCUGUGAGAUGGCUGCCAAACACAACAUUAUAUACAUUGAAACAAGUGCCAAGGAUCCCCCGAUGAAUGUGGACAGAGCAUUUCAUGAAUUGGUCAGAGUAAUCAGACAACACAUUCCAGAGCGAAGUCUAAAAAAGAAGAAGAAGAUGAAAUGGCGUGGAGAGAGAGCCAUGAGUUCUCACAAACUUCACUGUGUAAUGUUGUGACUACCUCUCCUGUUAAGAUCAUCAUUAGCGUUUGGCAUGAUAAACUGCCGGACUGACAAGAGAUCUGCACUAAUUGGAGGACCACAGACUUUGAGUAUCCAAAUCAAUGACAUGAGGUCAGACAAUCUCUUCACGUCUCAGGGAGGCGUACCGUACCUGUGUUCACCCGGGCCGAUGGGGAGCUGAAAGAAAAAAUGUACAGACACUGUGUCCUAACCAGCUGCGAUGUGUCAAGCUCAUCAACAUGAAGAACAAAAUCACAUCCAGUCAAUGCUUGGUUGAUGUGUAAUAUACUGGAUUUUGGACCAUUCACUAUGGGCGAGGAUUCCCAGCGAGACACAUCAAUAGCAAAAUGCAACCAAAUAAAAGUUGCGGUUGUUCCAGUCACUCAAACAAUACUUGGUCGCUAGUAUGUUCUGGAUUUUAAACUAUAUCAGGAAGGAUCACAUGACCACUGUCUUCAUUUUCAUUGGUAGUUGGCUACAAAUUUGGCUAAAGUAAUAUCAACUUGGUUGUAUCUCCACAAAUGUUAAAUAAGCUUCUGAAUGCUAACUUUCUUAAAAACAAAAACAAAUGACAUCCAUCUGGGAAACACUGUUGUUGUUAAUACACAUCAUCGCUUCAUCAUGCAAGUGGUUAGGACAUAGUGUAAGAUUUUGCACAUUAAACAUUUAAAAUUAUGAUAAGAUCACACAAUAAGUGAUCGAUUUGAAAUGCUGGUUCUUACUUCAGGGUGUAAGCAUAGCAAGAGCCCAACAAAAAACUGUGUGCCUGAAGUUUCCUAACAUCUAAAUAUAUGAAUGAUGGUUUUGCUGGACAUUGUGUUUGCAGUAUACAGGGAUUAUUGGAAGUCUGCCUUACUAAUGAAUAUUUAUUGCCAUGUUUGAAGGAAUCUGUAGCAGGAGUGUAGUUGUAGUCGAGCUUGUUUAUGAUAAUGACACUUUAGGUGUCAUGGGAAAGUUUGAAAUAUCUCCAGUAUGGCCUUUACUGUUAAGCACAAACAGUACUAACACAAAUGAAGGACUCAUUGCACUGGCACAUAAGUGCAUUUGGCGCCUUUCUUGUUAUUUACUCAUGGGGUAGUUUGUGAUUUUGUUAAAAACCCAUUAAUGUUUGGGAUUUAUUUGUUGCACACUUAAAGGUGCCGUAAGCAUUUUAUUUUGUGAUGCACAAUAAAAUAUCUGUAAUACAAAGAUGUCUUUCCAAGAAAUCAGACCUGUCUCUGUUACAGCCCUAGACUUCACAAAAGCAUCAGAGGACAACCCUAUAUUUUUUUAUAGUCAAUUAGUGGUGCUCCCUGUCUGUGAAAUGCUUUGUGCCGAGAGCACGCAUAGUCUCAAGCCUUUUAAUGGUGAAUUCUGCUGUAACUUCAAAGCCAACAAACAGGGAAAAAAAUCAACACCCGCCUCAAAAAAUAUAAUGGGAUUUAUGAUGUAGCUUGAAAAAAAUACAUGCAAUCUUUUGUAUUUCUUUUGAAAGCUGCUUUGAUACCAGCAAGUGCUAAUUGGAUAACAGUUUUCUAACCAAAUGGAAAUUGUGUAUUGCACCUACAACUGCUUUUAUUGUAUACAGUAUAUCUGAAGGUUAGAGAGAUGUCUGAUACAAAAUUGAUGGAUAGGCUGAUAGAUGGGGGAUUUUUAUGCCUGAUCAACCUUCAUUAUUCAGCAGGCUUUUAAACCUCAUGCCUCUGUUUCCUCCUCAUUGGACCAUUUAAUGUGCCUGUGCCAAUGUGAUAAAUAGUCUCAUACUGUAGCUAUAGAUUCUUCUAACCUCGUUCCUCAAAGACAAAUCAAUGAAAUUGAUCCCAUCUGCAGUUAAAAGCAUGAGGGACCUUUACGCCAAAUUAUGUUGUGAUGUGCACUACAGCUUAAUGUACAGGCGACAAUGUAUCUUGACUUUUUGGUUAAGUUGGGUUGUGUUUGGUUGGGAUUUAUUAUAGUAUUAGGUUUCAGCCAGGAAGUUUAACAUACCCAGAUCCUCUGUUACAGUUUAACUGUGGACAUAUGUCUGAUUAUGAAUGAAUUUGCACAUUUUACUUGAUCUUGAAGCUCUGUUGCCUUACAGUGUUUAGCUUACUCAGCCUUUUUCAUCGCAACAUUUUUAAAUCAUCUCUAUGUGCAAUAAUUUUUAGUAGCAUUAAAAUGAAAUAAAACAUAAUCUCUUGUGUUGUUCAUUCAUGUUGGUCAAUUAUAACUUGAAAUAAUCCUGAAUAUUUGGACCAGAUUUUAUACAUUUAUACAAUUUAACAUUGACAAAGUUAUUUUAAACAAUGUAUUUGAAAUGUAAUACUUACAAUUAUUGCUAUACCUUAUGUUAUUUUGAUCUUUUAAUUGGUAAAUAAUAUGAAACAACUUAUAAGAGCCAUGCUACCAAUGAUAUCAUAAACUGUAGUUUUAUGAGCAAAAUUGCCUAAGAAAAUAAGUCUAGUUUAUAGACAAAAAAUGUACAAUUCAAAUAAAUUAAAA
This is a messenger RNA of Paramisgurnus dabryanus, 3338 nucleotides long. It is a transcript of the gene mrasa, whose product is annotated as muscle RAS oncogene homolog a. Gene Ontology annotation, cellular component: membrane. The record is from RefSeq and is a predicted model, not a curated record. Gene Ontology annotation, molecular function: GTP binding; GTPase activity. NCBI's taxonomy places the organism in Eukaryota, Metazoa, Chordata, Actinopteri, Cypriniformes, Cobitidae. Gene Ontology annotation, biological process: signal transduction.